AUGCGGUCACCAGCGUCUUCCCGUCGGGCAAGUGCUCUCAACAAACUGUGUGACAGCUGUCAUGCCUGUGGAUUGUCCAAGGUCAAAUGCUCCAAGGAGAAACCGACCUGUUCCCGAUGCCGCAGACGCGGGACUGCCUGUGAGUAUUUUGAGACUAAACGUCCCGGCCGCAAACCGGAUAGUCGAUCUGGGGGAGAGCCAAACCCCGCGCACUUGUCCCGCAGCCUACCUUCACCAGCGUCCUCGACCGCGAUCUCUCAUGGACAUUUUCCGGAUCCGGACGCCUUCGAUCCACUCUUCGCCUUGUCGGAACCGUUCGACAGCACGCCCGAACUGCAUUCAGGUCCCUUGUCCACGGUUAACUCGAGCUUAUCCUCUGCACUGACCACCUGGUGCCCCGACUUUGACGACUUUUUCUCCUUUCCGCUGUCCACCGAUCAGGACCCGUUUUCUGGAGACUGUGCUGCUGCCCAGAGCGUCCAUGACGGGGCGACCAGCCGUCCGACGAAUCUCUGUCGCCACGGCGGGCGCUCUCCCACUGUCCCAGAUGACACGAUCUAUCUGUUUGGCAAGCCAGUGGAUCCCUCCCCUUCAGACCAAUCACUGCCUCCGACAACUACAAUCGGCAGGAGGGCCUCUCCUAUGUCCAGGACGGAUACACAGGCAGAUUGUCGUCGCUUAUCCUGCCAGUGCUUACUGCGCGCCAUUGAUCUACUCAAGCAAUUCGUCUCCGAGGAGGUCAUUCCCAGAGAGCGGGAUAUCGAAUCUUGUCCGCCAUCGAUCGACGCCGUAGUGAAAGUAAACAGCCACGCCACUGAUGCCAUUACCGGGAUCUUGCAAUGUCCGUGCUCGCAAAGAGACGGCUACCUCUUAGUCCUCCUGGCCUUAAUCGUGUGCAAGAUCUUGGACCGGUACGCCGCUGCCGCGAUACCAGGGAAAGGCCAACUGAGUGAGGACAGCCCGGUCGCGGGGCAGCGUGUGCUCGGUGAGCUGCACGGUAUCCAGCGGGUGAUGAACCAGCUGGGACCGAAACUGAAAACAUAUCGAACACAGGCUGCUGGACUGGGGCGUCUGUUUCGCGGAACAGACGGCCCCUUGUCGGUCGGUCUGGGGGAUCAUUUGGAGCCGGAGCUGCACAAGCGGAUGAGUAAACUAUCGUCUGAGAUUAUCAGUCUCUUACGUGAAGCUGAAUAG
Aspergillus pseudoviridinutans is the source of this 1194-nucleotide messenger RNA. It is a transcript of the gene tpcE, whose product is annotated as Zn(II)2Cys6 domain-containing transcription factor tpcE. The record is from RefSeq and is a predicted model, not a curated record. Lineage: Eukaryota; Fungi; Ascomycota; Eurotiomycetes; Eurotiales; Aspergillaceae. Gene Ontology annotation, cellular component: nucleus. Gene Ontology annotation, molecular function: DNA binding; zinc ion binding; DNA-binding transcription factor activity, RNA polymerase II-specific. The coding region runs from base 1 to 1194 and encodes 397 amino acids. The transcript has a single exon. Gene Ontology annotation, biological process: regulation of DNA-templated transcription; aflatoxin biosynthetic process.